This is a messenger RNA of Callithrix jacchus (white-tufted-ear marmoset), 4553 nucleotides long. It is a transcript of the gene DUSP18, whose product is annotated as dual specificity phosphatase 18. Gene Ontology annotation, biological process: peptidyl-tyrosine dephosphorylation. Gene Ontology annotation, molecular function: MAP kinase tyrosine/serine/threonine phosphatase activity; protein tyrosine phosphatase activity. Gene Ontology annotation, cellular component: cytoplasm. The record is from RefSeq and is a predicted model, not a curated record. NCBI's taxonomy places the organism in Eukaryota, Metazoa, Chordata, Mammalia, Primates, Cebidae.
CGCACAGAGUCCGGGCAGGCGGCUACGGAAGCAGUAAGAUAGUCCCUCGGCCGCCGCCCUGGUGCAACCGGGUGCGUUGCCGUGGAGACGGGCAUGGCUGGAUGGAGUGGGGUGCGUUGAGAUGAACUGACCCUGCUGCGCCACGGGGACUGCAGUGGCCCUGGCUUGCUGGCAAGGCGGGUAACCAGUUGAGCCAGGGUGGGCCUGCUCGGGCGUGGAAUCGAGGCCAGGAUUUCGCUGAAGACCCGGCACAGGUGUUUCCUUUCUGUGACAAGACACCAUUGCUAUGGAAACCAAAGCGCUAGGCCAGCCGGGAUUGAGGCUUCGGGAUCCUGACUAGUCUCCCUCCCGAAGACCCUUGCCCGAGGCUUCCCGGAGCGGCUACUUCUGCAUGAACCCGCGCAUCCUCCCGAGGGAAAAAGUUUUCCAUGGACACAGCCUAGCAGAAAGACGCAGCCUUCAUGCUUCGCUGAUUGCUGACCUACCGCCUUGAUGACAGCACCCCUGUGUGCCUUCCCGGUUCAGUUCCCACAGCCCUCAGUCAGCGGCCUCUCACAGAUAACCAAAAGCCUGUAUAUCAGCAAUGGCGCAGCCGCCAACAACAAGCUCAUGCUGUCUAGCAACCAGAUCACCAUGGUCAUCAAUGUCUCAGUGGAGGUAGUGAACACCUUAUACGAGGAUAUCCAGUACCUGCAGGUACCUGUGGCUGACACCCCUAACUCACGUCUCUGCGACCUCUUUGACCCUAUUGCUGACCACAUCCAUAGUGUGGAGAUGAAGCAGGGCCGUACUCUGCUGCACUGUGCUGCCGGUGUGAGUCGCUCAGCCGCCCUGUGCCUCGCCUACCUCAUGAAGUACCAUGCCAUGUCCCUGCUGGAUGCCCACACAUGGACCAAGUCAUGCCGGCCCAUCAUCCGACCCAACAGUGGCUUUUGGGAGCAGCUCAUCCACUAUGAGUUUCAGUUGUUUGGCAAGAACACUGUGCACAUGGUCAGUUCCCCAGUGGGAGUGAUUCCUGACAUCUAUGAGAAGGAAGUCCGUUCGAUGAUCCCACUGUGAGCCAUCCCACCAGCCCCAGCAUUGGAGUCAGAGGUACAGAUCUGUUGCUGAUCCUACACCAAGAUCCAAACUUGAACGUUCUACUUUUGUUGAUACAGAAAAAAACAGAUGAUGCCUUUUAUGAGCACAAGAAAAUAUUUGCGGUAGCUUUUAACUUUAUAAUCCAUUUUUUAAAAGAUUAAACUCACUAAUUUUGAGAUGGCGAAAAUAAAUUUUCUGCCCUGUGAGUGACAGGCCUCCACUGGCCAGUAGAUAGAUUGAGGCAGAUGGUGCCCAGAACAAAGAGGCCAGCACCCAAUGCACAUGGCAGGCCUGGCAUCCUGCAGCCCUCCCCAAAACUGAGUGACCCAGGAAUGAAUCUGCUACAAUUCCACCUCAUUCUUUCACACCCAGAGCCAGAGCCUUAAGCAUCAUGGGUCCUCUUGUGCUUCUCACAGUAAGGGCCCAUCUACUAUAUAAAUUGCCUUCAGGCAGUGAUCCAGGAAUUCUGGGGGGUGCCAGGCCACUUCUGUUCCACCUUCACUACAAGUGGCCCAAUUCUGGUUUUCUAGAUUGGACUUAUGCAUAAAGCAGUUUUCAAAGAAAGCAUUCCACCGUAUAAAUUUUUUUUUUCUUUUUUUGAGAUGGUCUUGCUGUGUCGCCCAUGCUAGAGUGCAGUAGCAUUAUCAUGGCUCGCUGCAGCCACAACCUCUCAGGCUCAAGCGAUUCUCUCACCUUAGCCUCCUGAGCAGUUGGGACUACAGAUGUGCCACCAUGCCCACCUCAAUUCUUUUUUUUUUAAGAGAUGAGGUUUUACUAUAUUGCCCAGACUGGUGUCAAACUCCUGGCCUCAAUCCUCCCACCUCAGCCUCCCAAAAGUGUUGGGAUUAUAGGCAUGAGCCCCUGCACCUGAGUACCACUUUAUAAAAAAAUUUUUUUUUUUAAGUUUUUUGUGAGUGCUAUUGUACAUGGCUAGGUUUCAAAGAGCCCUUGGCCAUCCCUCACCAACCUUUGAUGAAAGGUGGUGUUAGUCCCCUUCUCCAGGGCACAUAAGAAAAACAGGCCUGACAUCAGGGGUUUCUCUCACAGGCCUUGGCGUGGAAGGCUGGAGCUUCAGACCAAGGCACAGCCCUGAAACCUCCUCUUCAUGUGACCCAGAGCCCUGGGAGCAUCACUGUCCUCAUCUGUACAGUGACAGCCCUUUUCUCACAGAGUUGUGAAGAUUCAACAAUGUCUUGGCAUAGUGCCUGGCACGUGGUAUGUGCUUAGCUCAAACAGCAGCUCUCAUCAUGAAUGACAGAUUGUUUCACCCUGCUGGCCCCUGGUUGGCACCCUCAUCCUCCCAAUGGCAUUUCUUCUAUCUGUGCACAGCCCUUUAUUGUUUAUAAAGUACUCUUCCAAAAAGUUACCCUGUGUGUUAAAAAAAAAGUUUAAGUCUUUUCAGACCCUACCUCAGAGAAGGCCUAGAUUUAGAGCCUUUUGGGAGCGUCCAUCUUGUUUAAUCCACGUGAAACCAAAGGGUCCUGAAACAAGAAGCACGAUCCCAGCUUCCCCCAAUCACUUCUAAACAGUGAUUCCAGCCUUGUUUAGAAUCACUAUGAAAACCUGCUCCCCAGCUGACUGCUGGGAUCCAUAACGGGGCAGUGUCAAAGGGACUAACAAGUGGACUCCAACAGCAGGCACUGGAAUUCACGAUUGUUCACAUCCCCUCGGCGCUGAGAACCUGGCUCAAGACCAGCUCUUCUGAUCCAGAGGUUUUCAGCAAACAGCAUUUGAAACAAGCAAAAGCAUGGCUGCUCUGUUUGACACCAAACUGUGGCUCUAGAUUCCAGUGGAAGCCAAGUGCUUUUUCUUUUUUUUUUUUUUUUUUUUGAGACAGAGUUUCAAAAACAUUCUGGCUGUUGUUACCCAGACUGGAGUGCAAUGGCACGAUCCCAGCUCACUGCAACCUCCGCCUUCUGGGUUCAGGCAAUUCUCCUGCCUCAGCCUGCCAAGUAUCUGGGACUACAGGUGCGCACCACCAUGCCCAGCUAAUUUUUGUAUUUUUAGUAGAGACAGGGUUUCACCUUGUUGACCAGGAUGGUCUCGAUCUCUUGACCUCGUGAUCCACCCACCUCAGCCUCCCAAAGUGCUGGGAUUAUAGGCGUGAGCCACCGUGCCUGGCCUAAAUGCUUUUUCUUUUACAGCUGGGCACCUGUAAUCCCAGCUACUCAGGCAGGAGAAUCACUUGAACCUUGGAGGUGGAGGAUAUAGUGAGCCAAGAUUGUGCCAUUGUGCUUCAGCCUGGGCGACAAGAGUGAGACUGCAUCUCAAAAAAUGAAGAAAUGCUUGGGACCAGAAAUAUUUUGGAUUUUUUUCAGAUUAAUAUUUGUUUUACCUGAAGCAAAUAUUAUUUGAGCGUCCCAACUCCAAAAUCCAAACUGCUUAAAUGAGUAUUUCCUUUGAGAGUCAUUUCAGCUCUCAAAAAAUUUUGGAUUUUGAGCAUUUCAGAUUUUUGGAUUUGAGAUCCAUGGGUGGAUCUCAUAUAUUUCACUUGAGGGGGCUGUUGUAGAUGUUUUUUUCCAAUUGCUCAUUGUUAGUAUAUAGAAAUACAAUUGAGGCCGGGCAUGGUGGUUUAUGCCUAUAAUCCUAGCACUUUGGGAAGCCGAGGUGUCCGGAUCACUUGAGUUCAGGUAUUUGAGACCAGCCUGGCCAAUAAGGCCAAAGCCUCAUCUCUGCUAAAAAUACAAAAGUUAGCAGCGCAUGGUGGUGGACGCCUGAUAUCCAAGCUACUGAGAUUAGAGGCUGAGACAGGAGAAUUGCUUGAACCCAGGAAAGCCAAGAUCACAACAUUGUACUCCAGCCUGGGCAACAAAGCAAGACUCCAUCUCAAAAAAAAAAAGGUUCUACGCCUUCUGUACCCCAUGGUUUCUACUCAGAAAUCCACAGGCAUUCUAACUGUUGUUUCCCAAUAGGUAAUGCCUCAUUUUUUCCCCAGCUGCUUUUAAAGCUUUUCUCCUUGGGCCGGGCGCGGUGGCUCAAGCCUGUAAUCCCAGCACUUUGGGAGGCCGAGGCGGGUGGAUCACGAGGUCAACAGAUUGAGACCAUCCUGGGCAACAUGGUGAAACCCGUCUCUACUAAAAUUACAAAAAAUUAGCUGGGCACGGUGGUGCGUGCCUGUAAUCCCAGCUACUCUGGAGGCUGAGGCAGGAGAAUUGCCUGAACCCAGGGGGCGGAGGUUGCGGUGAGCCGAGAUGGCGCCAUUGCACUCCAGCCUGGGUAACAAGAGUGAAACUCCGUCUCAAAAAAAAAAAAAAAGCUUUUCUCCUUGUCUUUGGUUCCCAUCAGUUUGAUUAUGAUGUAUAUGGGCAUGGAUUUCUUUGGGUUGUCCCUAUCAGAGUUCACAGAGUCUCUUGAUCGUCUUUCAGAAAUCUGGGAAGUUCUCAGCUAUGAUUUCUUCAAAUACUGUUUUCUGCACCACACUGUCCUGUACUUCUGUGUCUUUGAUAACAUGAACAUUAGACCUUUUGACAUUA